UGUCACCUGAUAAUGAAGAGGGAAGGGUAUGCUAAUGUUUACAACCGUCGGGCUGUCAAUAAUUUGAUCGUAACAACGGAUUGAUUUUGUCUCUAAUCUCAGUGUGUUUGUGGAGACGAGGGACUGAUGGUGCCAACUAAAUGACUCCUUCUCACACUCAGUGGCAGGUUCUUGUUUGCUGUGAACUCCCCUGCUUGGUGUUGGCUGUGCACAGUGACACUGAGCUGUCAUCCAGAAACACCACAGUGUCCUGAUGGAAUGGGUAUUCAUCAUGAACCGGAUGAGCUCUCAGGGUAGCUCUGCAGCCCAGCGGAGGCGGAUGGCCCUGGGGGUGGUGAUACUCCUACUGGUGGACGUCAUCUGGGUAGCCUCCUCUGAGCUAACUUCGUACAUUUUCAAACGACAGGAGUACAACAAACCCUUCUUCAGCACAUUCACCAAGACCUCCAUGUUCGUGCUGUAUUUGCUGGGUUUCCUGCUGUGGCGGCCUUGGAGGCAGCAGUGCACUGGCUCGCUGAAACGUCGCCACUCUGCGUUUUUUGCUGAUGCGGAGGCCUACUUUGCACCAUGCACCACUGACACUACUGUUAACAACCGUUUGAGUGAACCACUGUAUGUGCCUGUGAAGUUCCAGGAUGUACCUGCUGAACACUCAAAUUAUUUGACUGGAGAUUUUCAAACUUCAGCUUCCAAAAAGCAGCGGGUGCGUUUUAGUAAUAUCAUGGAGGUGCGUCAGCUGCCCUCUACUCAAGCUCUGGAGGCCAAGCUGUCCCGCAUGUCCUACCCUGCUGCCAAGGACCAUGAAGCCAUGCUGCACACAGUGGGCAAGCUAACCAUCACUGAUGUGGCCAAAAUCAGCUUCUUCUUCUGCUUUGUGUGGUUCCUCGCUAACCUGUCCUACCAGGAAGCCCUGUCUGACAUGCAGGUUGCAGUUGUCAACAUUUUGUCAUCCACCUCAGGCCUGUUUACGCUUAUCUUGGCAGCCAUAUUUCCCAGCAAUAGCAGCGACCGUUUCACCUUGUCCAAACUGCUAGCUGUGGCUCUAAGCAUGGGAGGUGUGACGCUGGUAAGUUUCUCCAGCAUGGACAGCCCUGAUGAGAAAGGUGUUAUAGGUUCCUUGUGGUCACUGGCUGGGGCGAUACUUUACGCUGUCUACAUCGUAAUGAUCAAGAGACGAGUGGAUCGGGAGGAUAAGCUCGACAUUCCCAUGUUCUUUGGGUUUGUGGGUCUGUUCAACCUGCUGCUGCUGUGGCCGGGCUUCCUCCUGCUUCACUACACAGGCUUUGAGGCCUUCGAACUCCCCAGCCAGCUGGUGUGGACAUACAUCCUCAUCAAUGGUCUCAUCGGCACCGUUCUCUCAGAGUUUCUCUGGCUCUGGGGCUGUUUCCUCACAUCAUCUCUAAUUGGAACUCUAUCAUUGAGCCUCACCAUCCCGCUCUCUAUCAUGGCAGACAUUUGUAUGCAGAAGGUACGUUUUUCUUGGCUGUUUUUUGCGGGCGCGAUCCCCGUCUUCCUCUCCUUCAUCAUUGUCACGGUCUUAUGCCACUACAACAACUGGGACCCUGUUCUGGUGGGGCUGAGGAGAGUAUAUGCCUUCAUUUGCAGGAAACAUCGCAUCCAGAGACUGCCAGAAGACAGCGAGCUGUGUGAAAGCCUUAUUCCUCUACACACCAUCUCACCCAAUGAAGGAAGUGUCUUUUCGUGAUCCAACCGUCAAACACAAAGUGGCGAUGGUGGAUCUCGCCGAGUUGACAAUCUGGAAGCUUUUAGAGACAUUGAACUACCCCAGUGCCUCCUAUUGAAACUAUUUAUUUUCUACAGUGUUGAGACGGCCCAGCCAAUUCUACAAUCUCUUUUUUGAUGUUCACAUAUCAGCCAUCACGGACUGAGACUCUGAUUUCUCCUUUUUAAUAUUUUCUGUGUGAAAAGAAAACUCUAUGGUACUCAAGGUGCUGGACAUGAUCAGUAAUUACUGUAGUGUCAUGUGACCAAAUGAAAUGGUAAAUGUUGAACUUGAUCUUAACACUAACAGAAGUGGAGCAGCAGUGUGUGCGUGUGUGUGUGUGUGCGCGUGCUUGUGUGUGCGCGUGUGUGUUUGUUUGAAAACCUUGAAAAAAGCUCCCAUCACUACAAUGUAGCCUAUUUGUACUGGACUUUGUAUAUUAGUCCCUUUUUGAUACUUGCUGCUUGUUUGGAAGUUUAUGUUUGGAGCAGAUGUAAUGCAUUUCACAGGGCAAUUUAAUGUAUGGCCAUUUGCACACUCACAGUUCAAACCCAGCCUUUCCUGAUGGUGUUAGAAUCCCCAAGGCAGCAUAUUAGUGAAGCGCCUCCUUGAAGUGUAUACUGUACUGCAGCACAGUCUCCAGUUUCAGCACCUGGAUGUGCAGAAAUUAGUGAUUUCAAUGGGCGAUCUGGUCUUCGUGCUUUUCGAAUUAGCCAUGUGAUGCACUUCAUGUGAUAUCUUAGCACAUGUGACCACUUUCUUUUCAUGACCAACAAUCAGUAAAAAUAGAAAAGCAGGUUGAGGGAUAUUAGCCUUAGAGGCUUAGGCAGUCACGCAAUUGUUCAGAGUGGCCUCUGCAUGUAUUGUAAGGUAUUUUCCAAGUCCAGACCUUCAGGUAACACCAAUGUUGUCCUAAUAGGAGUCAACAUUUUUUACAUCUUUCGUCAAAAAUACACAUAUUUUUGUCAGUCUGACACCUGCCUUUAUUGUUCUCUAUUGACUGAGUUAGUCUGAUGAUGUUACCUUGUCUAACCUUGACCAAAACAGGAUUUGAAUCCUUAAAUACGUAAAUAUUCAAAGGUUUUGUCAUGGCUUUACAAAGGCUUAAAUGUAACUCUUAACCUUCCUCAUUUUGUCACGGGACCUCUGAAUAUGCUAAUAUGGCACCACCUGUGUGGCCGGGGGGGGGGGGGGGGUUCUGUUUUUUCAUGCUGGCAUUCCUUUUAUGGUAGAUAUAAUCAGCCACAGCACUUGAUUUUCAAUGGAUAAUUAGGCAGAGUCAAAGGAGAUUCUUUGAGCUGCUAAUUAUCUUCUUACCAAAGUCUUCACCAUUGCCAGUUUAACAGAACUCUUACUGGCCUCUUUACAAUGAUACUAAUACGAUCAAAUUAGUUAAUGACAGCCCCCCUCAAAAAUGUAACUUCAAAUCAAAAUUAAAUUAUUAUUUUCCUGUUAUUGCAACUUGAAUGGUUUUAUUCAGAACCACUUUAAACAGAUCAUCAAUGUUUAGGGUAAAACAUUUUUUAAAUACACAUAGUGAAGAUUAGUGCUGAAGGAAUUCAAGGAACCCUGCAGCUGCUGGGGAACUCCGUUUCUGGAGAGACCAUUCAGGCUUUAUUUUCUUCUUCUUUUGUUUAAUGCUGUCUCAACGUCUUGCAGUCAAACUACAAAAGGUUGUUUUCACACUGCAAACAAACCAAACCACGGCUUAGUUUGAUCCAGACCGAGACCACCUCUUAUGGUUGGACAGAAACUGAAGGUCAGCACCAAAUAAGCAUCAUUACAAUGACAGUUGACAGUCAAUCAAACAUUUCAUUACUUGAACAUUUUACAGAUCAAUCUUUUACAAAAGAAAAUCUUUAUAAUCAUCAUUUUUUUGAUGUUUUUCAUCCGUUUGGGGUUGUUGAUCUUCUUUCAUCUCAGGUCUGGGUGAUAUGACGUUUGCAGUGGUAGAGUGAGACAGUGAUGGUUCAUCUGUGGCUUCUCCCAUGUAGAUUUUUCUUGGUGGACUGAAUAAGCUCUUUUUCCAAACAUCCAUCUGGGCUAUUAAAGUUGACAUAUUGGGAGAAGCAAUUGAAAUCACACCACAGCUAAAUACGAAGGUAUCAAAUGCUACAGACAAGCAAUGUUCUUGUUUCCUCGUGUUCCUCGACAAUGCUGGAUCAUGGAGACAAACUGUGAUAGAGACAUAAACUUUGUGUUGAACAACAAGCCCUCCACUAUAAGCUACAAAAUGUCUUGCUGCAAUAAUGGCCGUCUGCUUGGACGAGAAGUUUCAUUUUCAAAUGGGUGUAAAUGCUGUCCACAGUGAACCAUGGGCAGAGCGUUGAAGUUUGUUUAUGAACACUACAGAUUUAUCAUAUUAUUCAUAUUCGAUGUAUUUUUUUAAAUGAUUACUGCAGGAGGAAGGGUUUGCAUCACAGUCAAAAUCUCUUGUAGUAGAAACUGAGAUUAGGUCACUAAUUAUUUACUGUUUGAGAUAUCAUGUAACAAAAAAGCAUUUCUUUAACCAGCUUCAGUGUCUGUCAUGUAAUCACAGAUGUAUAUAUUACAGCGUAAGGUGAAAUGUAAAUGUUAAUCCAAUAUUUGUCAUGUUGUUUGCAUACAAUUCAAAAGAAAAUGAUUUUAACUUUUAACAGUGGUGCUUGUGAAAUCAUGGAUAUGAUUUGUUUUUUCUUUCUCAGGUUCUUUGUUUUCUGAACAUUUUCUGUGUCAUUAAUGAGGACGCAAAAGGAUCUAAAAGACGGCCCAGAAAAAGACUGUGAUAGCAACUUCCUUUUCAUCAGCAUAAACUCUUGAAUAAUCCUAUAAUUUUGAAGGAAUGUUUUUGUACGUACCUUGCACUAUUAAAAUGUAUUGCUUU
This is a messenger RNA of Paralichthys olivaceus (Japanese flounder), 4586 nucleotides long. RefSeq names its product solute carrier family 35 member F5. The record is from RefSeq and is a predicted model, not a curated record. NCBI's taxonomy places the organism in Eukaryota, Metazoa, Chordata, Actinopteri, Pleuronectiformes, Paralichthyidae. Gene Ontology annotation, cellular component: membrane.